UUUGAAGUUUCCCACGGGGACUGUAGUGACCAUAUAGGUUUACAGUAUGCUGCUUUGGUCGCGAUAUCGUUUUGGCUUGAAGGUUGUAUAUAUGUGCUGGAGUUGAAGAAAACUUUAAAUUCAGCAACGUGUGGAUGUAAGUUGGUAGCGAAACCAGAGAAACGGCGAGGCAAAGCGUUGUGGGCAGAAGAAAGUGACGAUGGGCCACCUUUCAAGGAGAGAGUACGGUACCGGCGGUAUGCACAGAGGAAAGGAAAGCCAUGCCGAGAGAAGAUACAGAGAGAGAGAGGCAGAGGGUGUGUGUCUUGUUUACUACUGCUUUCAAGUCUCACGCCCACCAUACGUCUCUUAGAGCAGAUAGGUACGGAUAGAGAGCGAGAGAGACGACGAGAAUGA
Messenger RNA from Colletotrichum paranaense, 396 nucleotides. RefSeq lists its product as uncharacterized. The annotation marks the transcript as partial. The transcript has a single exon. The record is from RefSeq and is a predicted model, not a curated record. Lineage: Eukaryota; Fungi; Ascomycota; Sordariomycetes; Glomerellales; Glomerellaceae.